Metarhizium robertsii ARSEF 23 is the source of this 2307-nucleotide messenger RNA. RefSeq names its product DNA helicase PIF1, ATP-dependent. The transcript has 2 exons. Bases 1 to 2307 code for a protein of 768 amino acids. Gene Ontology annotation, molecular function: oxidoreductase activity. NCBI's taxonomy places the organism in Eukaryota, Fungi, Ascomycota, Sordariomycetes, Hypocreales, Clavicipitaceae. The record is from RefSeq and is a predicted model, not a curated record.
AUGUCCACACAAACCAAUACGACUAUAAGUAAGGAGGUUGGUGUUGAGACACCCUUUCUGACCACUCCCAAGGACAAGACAGUCCAGUUGUCCCUGUCCAAGCAUCAUGGUAGCAGCUACGGACGUGUUAAUGACCCUGCUCCUGAGUCAAUCGAAAUGGCAAAUAAGCUGCUGCAAAAGAACCACGACGACUAUCACAUAUUCCGGAGAGACCUCAAUGGACACAACCACAUGGCCCAUUCCAUCCUGACUCACUUAGCAAUCGGGGCGAACCCUGCUGAGUUGCAGCGUGCCAACGACGACGGUGUCGGUGUCCAGCGCGCUCGCCCCGACGUUAACUCGGACGUGGUCAGAGGUCUAUCUGACGAUAGAAAGCUAAUGAAAAUUAUGGGUGACUUCACGCAGUACAGUAAUGCGGUUGAGUUUUUUGAGCAGCAAAUUGGCCUGUACGGAUGGAGAGCCGUUCUUCAUAAGUACUGCUUCACUCGUACCUCUGUUGCCGACACGAUUCUCCCUCGGAUGUACGAAGGAGCCUAUCACCCAUUUAUUCAUCUGGGCCUUGCAGUCGAGUUUGAGCUGCCUAGCAUCACGGCUGAAGCCCUCGCUCAGGCCGUGUGUCAUCCAUUCUCCGGUAUUCCAGGCUGUCUUUUGCAGACUGAUACAGAAGCUGGAGAUCUUGAUCCCAACGCUCCACACAAGCCUCUCCUGGACCUGUACAAGGAAGCCAGCGUAAAUGAAGCUAUUCUGAACGGCCCUCGCUGGCAAGAUGGUCCUUUUAAAAUGAGAGACGGCACUCUCGGACGAUCAAAGGCGGAAAUUAUCCGUCUAGCUGCCCAGUACCGCGUCAAGCCAUACGAGCUACAAUUAAGAGCCGCCGAAGUAAUCAACUGCAGCGCUUAUAUCGCGGGCGCGGCACAGCGAGCCGGGAAGACGCCAAAAAUUGACUUUUUCCACAUGAACAACGUGACCAGUUCAGUCUUCCUGACUGUCCUGGUUAACGAACCCUCAAUCAGCUUAGAAAACAAGGUGAGGCUAGUAGAGUGGAAAGGCCGAACAGAUCUCUUCUGGUAUGCUGCCUGCGGCUGCCCACAAUAUAACAUUGCCGAAAUCUUCAACUACACACCCGGUACAAGCGCUGGCAAGGGAUGGACCGAACUAUACCAUGAUAUUUGCCAGAUGAAGGACGACGGACACGUUGCUAAGUUUGCGCGCGCGGCCAAGAGCGCAGGCGAAGUGUGUCAGAUAUUCGAGCAGCAGGAUCCGGCUGUGUUCCCUAUGACGGGACAAGCAUGGAUUCAGCUCGCUCGCAUGGCCUACGACUCUACUCUCGGCGUUCCUGACCCUGACAAGUGGGUUUUUGGAGCUGGAUUCCCCGAGGCUUGGGAAAAUGUACCUGCCAGAUCACAAUCGGCGGCUAUCAAGCCCAAGAUGUUUCCUUGCUUCACCAAGGAAUAUCGCAAGUCACAAUACGACGCUAUUGAUCCUUGUCUACCAGCUCUGUCUGCAGCUGGGAAGAACAUUGUCAUCACUGGUGGCGGCUCUGGUAUCGGCGCAGCAACCGCCCUGGGAUUUGCCCAGGCCGGAGCCGCCAGUAUUAGCAUCAUUGGUCGUAGAGGCAACAUGCUCGAAUCGACCAGGAGCAAUAUCGAAUCACUGGUUCCUGGUGCUAAUGUCCACACCUACGUCUCUGACGUCACAGACAAGGACCAAAUGGGCGCCGCAUUCAAGGCGAUUCACGACCGUGUCGGCAAGAUGCACGUCUUGAUCAACAAUGCUGGUUACAAGCCUACCGCUCCGCCAACAUCGAGCGCCAUCAAGGACCUCGACGUGCAAGAGUGGUGGCGCUGCUUCCAAGUCAACAUCAAGGGCUCGUUUCUUGCGUCACAAGCCUUCCUAAGGUACAAGUCGGACAAGGCUGUGGUGCUCUACGUGACGACGGCGCUGUCCCAUUUCACGGGCUUUCCCAACAAUUCUGCCUAUAGCUCGAGCAAAGCUGGCGCUGUGAGGGUCUUCAGCACGCUCCAAGCCGAGCAUCCCGAGCUUAGAGUGAUUUGUCUACACCCAGGAGUUGUAAACGUCGGAGGCAAAGUCAGUGGUGCAAAGCAAGCCGGCUUAGCAGAUGAUGUCUCCCUCUCUGUCGGUACCAUGGUCUGGCUUGCCAGCCCAGAAGCCGAUUUUCUCAAGGGCAAGUAUAUCUGGGCCAAUUGGGACGUUAUAGAGCUAAAGGAGAGGGCAAAGGAGAUUGCCGAAAGCGAUCUAUUCACUAUGAAACUAGGGGGUUGGCCUUUUGACAGCAAGGCUACGUAA